AUGAACCUUGGACCGGAGGAACACAGCGUGAUCAGCUUGGAGACCUUCACAGCUUCAACACCCACACCGGAGCUGCUGAAGUCGCACGGCAGGAAACACCUGAAGUUCCUGUGUCAGAGUGAGGAGUUCAGCCCCAGAUCCCUGGGGUUUGUGACCAGUUUCCAGGGGACUGUGAUGUUGCAUGCAGAGCUGCAGCCAGCGAACAGCAAGUUGCCUGCAGAUGUCCAGGAGCUGGGGGUGAUAAAAGAAGAGGUUCCCCAUGAAUGGAGCUCCACUCCAGACCAGCAGAGCCCAGAACCCGUCCACACAGAAGAGAAAGAUGAGGAACGUGGGACAAAUCGAGAAGGAGAGCAUCUUCAUGGAGAAGAGACGGACAUCGCUCCAUUCCCUUACGCUGUUGUUACGGUGAAGAGCGAAGAUGACGACGAGGAGAAACCGCAGGCAUCACAGCCCCAUCAAAUCAAAACUGAAAACAGCAGAGAGGCAGAAACUCUAACCAGCAGCUCUGCAGAAAGUGAUGGUGAGGACUGUGGAGGACCAGACGCACCGAGGAGCCUGGAGAAUCAGUCACAGCAAAGUUGUGACGAAAUCACGUCAGACUCUUCUCACACUGAGGUCAGCGAUGACGAAGUUUGGCAGGACUCUUUAUCGGAUGGUGGACCUGAAACUGGAAACGGCGACGAUGAGAGACAGGAGACUGGGACACCUGAGUCGGAUGUAAACCGUGACGUUGGAUGUGACUUGGACUCAAACCUCCUCAGCUGCUCUGAAUGUGGUGAGCAGUUAAUCGGGGAAGCUGAUAUUCAGCGGCACAUCAUGACUCAUCACUCCGAGAGAAAUAAGACGCCGGAGCAAAAUGUAGAGUCUCAGAGAAGAGUCCUCGCCGGAGAAAAGCUGUUUAGCUGUGAAGAAUGUGGCAAGAUAUUCAGCAGGCUGAUAAACCUGAAGUUGCACAUGAGGAUCCACACGGGGGAGAAACCGUGCAGAUGCGACCAGUGCGGUAAAAGGUUCUACCAUCCGGGGAUCCUACAGAGGCACAUGAGAGUCCACACGGGAGAGAAGCCGUUCAGCUGUGAAGUCUGCGGGAAAAGCUUCAUACAAAAGGGAAUCCUGCACACGCACAUGAGCGUCCACACGGAGGAGCGGGCGUUCAGCUGCAGCGUCUGUGGGAAAGGGUUUAAACACGACGGCGCCCUGAAGUCUCACACAAAAAUCCACACGGGGGUGAAGCCUUUCAACUGUGGCGUCUGUGGCAAAAACUUUCUACGUAGGCACGACUUGAAGCUCCACUCCCUCGUCCACACGGAAGAAAAGCCGUUCAGCUGCGAGCUGUGCGGUAAAAGCUUCAAACAGAAGGGCUUCCUGCGCAAGCACGUUAAAGUCCACUCGGAGGAGCAGCCCUUCAGCUGCGGCGAAUGUGGAAAAACAUUCAAACACGACGUGGCUCUCAAGUCCCACGUCAUCGUCCAUUCAGGGGUCAAGCCGUUCAUUUGUAGCGUCUGCGGUAAGAGCUUUUUGCGCCAGCAAGGUUUGAAGAUACACUCGCUCGUCCACACGGAGGAGAAGUCGUUCGUGUGUAAUCUGUGCGGUCAGAAGUUUAAACACCAGUCGACUCUGCUGAAGCACGUGAACAUCCACACGGGAGAGAAGCCGUUCAGCUGCGACGUCUGCGCCAAAUCCUUCCGGCAACAGGCCUUCCUGCAGCGGCACAAAAGGGUUCACACGGGGGAAAAACUGUUCUCCUGCAGCAUCUGUGGAAAAAGAUUUAAGGACAUGAAAAAUGUAAAGAGACACACCAAUAUCCACGCGAGAGAGGAACCUUUUUACGUGUAAACAGCGCGGUUAGAAUCACAGACGAGAGACAGCCAGCCGAGGUGGUUUGGGGAUCUGGUCGUCUCCCUGCUGCACGCUCCCUUAGGGGAGGUGUGGCUUUGGGCAUGUCCAACCAGGAGGAAGACCCACGGCAGAGCCAGGACACGGCUCUUAUCUGACCCGGGAACGCCUCGGUAUUCCCCGGAAGAGCUGGAGGAGACGUCCAGGGAGAGGGAGGUCAGGACCUCUCUGCUGCCCCUGUUUACCUGUUUAAGACAGAUGGAUGGAGGGACAGACGGACGAGUCAGCAGUGGAGUUAACGUUGAAGGUUUUAUCCCUGAGUGGCAGCUACAAUUGUUCUGAUUUAAUGAACCCGAUGGUGCUCAGAGGUGACGAGCUGGUUCUGGUUCCUGGUCC
Molecule: messenger RNA, 2229 nt
Organism: Cololabis saira (Pacific saury)
Lineage: Eukaryota; Metazoa; Chordata; Actinopteri; Beloniformes; Belonidae
Product: gastrula zinc finger protein XlCGF57.1-like
Exons: 4
Coding region: 1-1833 (610 amino acids)
Biological process (GO): regulation of transcription by RNA polymerase II
Molecular function (GO): RNA polymerase II cis-regulatory region sequence-specific DNA binding; DNA-binding transcription factor activity
Source: RefSeq, a predicted model, not a curated record